AUGGAAAUAGUGAGAUACAUAUUUAUCACAGCACUAUUCGUCGUCACCAAUGCAAAAACAACGACAGAGACAAAGAUAGAAAAUACAACACACAACUGUCCAUUUACAAGAAUAAUAGAAGACAUAUUUAAUAUUAAAAAUAAAAGCACAAGUGUUAAUAGCUACAAUAAUAAAACAAAUUUGUAUUCAAAUGUAACAAACAGUUUCAUUUCCGGUAAUCAAAACAUCACUCAAUCUAUUCAAGAUGAAUUAGUGAAUGAUAUCAUCGCAUCGAUACGAAGAAUAAAAGCGAAUCUUUCUAUAUCUGAAGAUCAUAAACUAAACGAGGCAAUCAUACUCAUGCCAAAAAAUAAUCAAAAGGCUGAAACUGAAUCAGUGGUUAACAAAAAAGUCAAUCAAAUCAAAAGCGGUAUAGAGGAUAAAGUAGAUAUAUCUUAUAUCAACUCAGAUACAAAAGAAGGUAAUAAACAUGAGAUAGAUAACUCAAAAUCUACCAUCACAAAACCUACAAGAAUUGACAAUAACUCAAACAAAGCUAACUAUAUUGAAAUACUUACAAUAGAACCAAAUAAUACGAGUAACAGCAACACAACAACGCAUAAUAUUUUAGAAGUAUUGAAAAAUCUAAUGCCAUCACUAAAUAAUUCGAUCACAAAAGAUCUUCACAGCAUCACUAUCAUUGAAAAGAACCAAAACAAAAACCAUUCUUAUACAGAGACGAAAAAUAUAUCAACAAUUAUUGUUAAAUACUGUGAUAAAGAUAACACGACUAAAAACGAAACAACACUGUCAUCACCAAUUGUGUCGUUAACAGAUGAUGACUAUGAAUUAGACGAUGACACAGAUUAUGAAGAAGUUUAUGAAGAAAAGAUUCCAAAUAAUAGAUCUAGUGAGAAUGCUAAAGAUGUGUUAGAAGCUGCUGAAUAUGGAUUACAGAAAAUGCACGAGUUAUAUGGUAUUUUAGAGCCAAAAUUAUAUUCGAUGGGUCUGUGGUUGAAUGAAAAGGACCCCGCUCGCUACGUAGCAGCCUUCAACGCACCUUCCGAAGAUAUCGCCAAGUAUUCGCGAUAUGGCUACGCUUCUUUACAAGCUGCUUCUAAAUUGAGACAAUUAAUAAGCAGUGACAAUGGAGACGGGAUUGAGAGCCGCACAGAAGAAAGCCAGUUUCCCGGCGCAAGUGCACUGCGACAGUCGUCUCUACUGGAGCAGUGUCCGCUUCGAGGUCCCCCUAAAUGCCCACCAGCUUCUAAAAGAUACCGGACUCAUGAUGGUACAUGCAACAACCUCAGCCGUCCAAGAUGGGGUGCCACCAUGACCCCCGUCCAACGUUUUCUCCAACCAGUCUACUCGGACGGUAUCCAAACACCACGCAAGUCCAUCUUCGGGGCCACUCUUCCUUCAGCUAGAGAAAUAAGCGCAUUGAUCCAUGAGGACAAAAAUGUGGAGAAUUCCGGUGUUACUCACUUGCUGAUGCAGUGGGGUCAGUUCUUGGACCAUGAUAUCACCUCAUCUUCACAAUCCAGAGGGUUCAAUGGUUCGGUUCCGAGGUGCUGCAAGGAUGGUGGAAGGGAUUUCAUACCUAAGGAGUUUAUGCAUCCAGAAUGUAUGCCUAUCGCCGUGCCACCGUCAGAUCCAUUCUACGGUCCAAGAGGUGUUCGUUGUCUGGACUUCGUACGCUCAUCUCCAGCUCCUCGAGACGACUGUGCGUUGGGAUGGAGAGAGCAGUUCAAUCAAGUAUCCGCAUACAUCGAUGGGUCCCCGCUUUACGCCAGCUCCGCCAGACAGUCGGAUAAACUCAGGCUCUUCAGAAAUGGAAUGCUACAAUAUGGGCGCGUACAACAACGUCGACCGUUACUACCGCCGGACCGCGAUGAGCUCUGUCGUGGCGGAGCAGUCUCUACCGAGUGCUUCAAAUCUGGUGAUGCAAGAGUCAAUGAACAUCCAGGACUGGUAGCGGCACAUAUUGUUUGGCUGCGGCAGCACAAUAGAAUGGCUCAAGAACUCGCACAUCUGAACCCACACUGGAGCGACGAAAAGAUCUACCAGGAGACUCGUAAAAUAGUCGGCGCGAUGAUCCAACAUAUCACGUAUCGAGAAUUUCUACCAAUCGUGUUAGGAAGUGAUGUAAUGCGUCUGUUUGAAUUGGAGCUACUGCAGAAAGGCUUCUAUCGCGGUUAUAGUCCUAAGAUCAGCGCUAGUCCGGCAAGUGCCUUUGGAUCUGCCGCUUUUCGUUUUGGACAUAGCCUCGUACAGUCUUCCUUUGUUCGCUUCGACAGGUUCCAUCGCCCUAUCAAUAACAAUGUUUCUCUCCAUGACGAAUUAACUAACCCAUCUAACAUCUGGAGCAUGGGAGCUGUCGAUCGUUUACUCCUCGGGAUGGUGAAUCAACCGAUACAGAAACGUGACGAAUUCAUUACCGAAGAGUUAACUAAUCAUCUCUUCCAAACUCCUCACUUUAGCUUCGGGAUGGACUUAGCAGCUAUUAACAUCCAAAGAGGCAGAGACCAUGGAGUCCCACCGUACACCGCUUGGAGAGAACCUUGCGGCUUAUCAGCUAUAAGUAACUUUGACGAUCUAUUCAGAAUGAUGCCUGCUAGAGUUGUAAGGAAAUUGAAAGUUUUAUACAGACACGUUGAUGAUAUUGACCUGUUCACCGGUGGUAUGGCAGAACGGCCUGUUAUUGGAGGCUUGGUGGGUCCAACCUUUGCCUGCAUUAUCGCUCAACAGUUCUCUAAUUUACGGAAGGGUGAUCGUUUUUGGUAUGAGAACGGUGGUUUCGAGUCUUCCUUCACGCCAGCACAAUUGCAACAGAUACGAAGAAUAUCUCUAGCUCAAGUGCUCUGUCGUACUUUAGAUUCAAUCGACAACAUUCAACCUUUUGCUUUCCUCUCCCAUCAAAAUCCUGACAACGAGCGGAUAUCUUGCCGUACUGGACAGCUUAAUAACUUUGAACUAUCGCCUUGGAUUGAGAUAAAUUCGGAUUCUACCAAUGACGUCAAGAAAUCCGAUGAAGUUGAUCCUACUACUACGAAACCCAGAAGAACAAAACCUACUACAGCUAGUCUUGAAACAACUACACGAAAAUCUCAGAAAGUAUCACAAGGUAAUCGCAAGAAACCAAACGUUGUGCAUGAAUCCAAUAAAUCACAAAAAACAACUCAAAAUUUAAAUGAAACUGUUACUAACGACAACGACAAAGGUGAUAAAAAUACUACUGACUCAAAACCUAACAUUAUUUUACAAGCGAUAGAUGACAAAUUAGACUUUAGGAAUAAGACAAGACGCUACAGUGACAUUGACAUACGAAAUCGAUUCAACCCAAACAGACAAUACAAUGACUAUUACGAUGACGUGCAAAAUGUACAAUCUGUAGUUAUUAAUAAUACCCCAAAUAAAAGACCUAGUAGACCAUACAUUUCUGUGACUGAAAAUAUAGACAAAUACACAUACUUAAUAAAUUACGUACCGAGACCGACUCAGUCUUGGCGACAGACUACACGACGGAGCCACGACAGAGAUGUAGUUAAAGUUACUUACCAGAAUUAUGAUGAUACAUACAGACGACCAAACAGACCGUAUUAUAAUAGAGAUGACUUAGACAAUGACUUUGAAUCGAGAGACAACAAACCGAAUGCGCCCGUGACUGAAAAUUUUCAAUCGUCAGCUCGAUCUAAUGAUGAUAAUACUUUUGACAAAAACCUUAAACUUUCCACUGAACAGACGGUAAUUACUAACAAACCAAAACUCCAGACAAAUAAGACACCAGUUGACAAAAUAGACCCAACGACUGAAAACAUUUACAAAUUACUUACAUUCGGUUAUGUUGGUACUUACAGAGGUGACGUGACAAACAAUAAUGGUAAAAAUAAUACAAUUAAUACUGACAAAGACAAAAAACCUGACGUAAUAAGCAAAGACUUCUCGACUGUUGAAACUAAGGCAUACGACGAUAACGUUACAGACGACUUAAGCAAUGCUAAACUAUCGACAUUCAUUCUCUACGAAACUGCAACAAAACCAUAUAACUUACACAGACCGACAAGACGUAACGAUGACGACCAUUUGACUUUAGACACGAGAAAUAAAUACUUCUUUAUGCAUAACGUAUUACACAAAUACCCAGAAGGAUCGUCGCUUAAAGACUUCAAUAAAAAUAAAGGUGAACAAAAAAAUGAUGAGGUUAAAGCGGUUUCACAAUCAUUAGAUGAUUUAGGAAUACAAGAAAGGUCAGGAAUUAAUAAGUUACCUUCCAACGCAGCUGAAUCUAAAACUGUUGCUAAUGAGAGGCCAAAGCGUAAGAAGCCCUCUUCUUCAGUGAAAACUCCAUCAGUUGCUUUCCAAAUAAUACCCAGUGAAAACAAUCCAUCACAAUGGGCAGUAUACGAUGAAAAAGAAGACUUUCCCGUGGUAUUACCUCAAAAGAUGCCUUCCAUUAAAUCUGACCCUUACGCUCUCAGAGAAAUUCCCAAACCAAUGAACUUUAACAGCUUAAAAAAAAGACCUGGAAGAAUUUAA
Melitaea cinxia (Glanville fritillary) is the source of this 4515-nucleotide messenger RNA. RefSeq lists its product as uncharacterized. Bases 1 to 4515 code for a protein of 1504 amino acids. Gene Ontology annotation, biological process: response to oxidative stress. Gene Ontology annotation, molecular function: heme binding; peroxidase activity. The record is from RefSeq and is a predicted model, not a curated record. Lineage: Eukaryota; Metazoa; Arthropoda; Insecta; Lepidoptera; Nymphalidae. The transcript is spliced from 14 exons.